GGGUCGUGGGGUGUUGGCUCGGCCCUCCCGCUCACGUCUCUCCCCCGCUCUGUCUGUCUCUCCGUGCGUGUCUGUGUCUCCGCGGGUGGUGUCCCGCGCCCCCCGCCCCCGGCCGCAGCCACCAUGCUGACCCGCCUGUUCAGCGAGCCCAGCCUCCUCCCCGACGUGCAGAAGUUCUCGGGCUGGCCCGACGGCGGCGGCGGCGGCGGCGGCGGCGGCGGCGGCGGCGGCGGCGGCGGCGACGAGGAGGACGAGUCGCGUGUCGGCGACAAGGGCGACCCGGCCGGGCCGGCCAGCCGGCCGCCCAAGGCGUCCGUCCCGGCCCGCGACGAGGCGCCGGACGGCGGGCUGGGGGGCGGGGACCCCAAGGACGAGGGCGAGCUGGGCGGCGAGGAGGAGGACGAGGACGAGGAGGAGGAGGGGCUGGACGAGGCCGAAGGCGACCGGCCCAAGAAGCGCGGGCCCAAGAAGCGCAAGAUGACCAAGGCCCGGCUGGAGCGGUCCAAGCUGCGGCGCCAGAAGGCCAACGCCCGCGAGCGCAACCGCAUGCACGACCUCAACGCCGCGCUGGACAACCUGCGCAAAGUGGUGCCCUGCUACUCCAAGACGCAGAAGCUCAGCAAGAUCGAGACCCUGCGGCUGGCCAAGAACUACAUCUGGGCCCUGUCGGAGAUCCUGCGGUCGGGCAAGCGGCCGGACCUGGUGUCCUACGUGCAGACGCUGUGCAAGGGGCUGUCGCAGCCCACCACCAACCUGGUGGCCGGCUGCCUGCAGCUCAACUCGCGCAACUUCCUCACCGAGCAGAGCCAGGACGGGGCGCGCUACGCCGGGGCCAACGCCUCCUUCGCCGUCCACCCCUACCCCUACCCGUGCCCGCGGCUGGCCGGGGGGCAGUGCCAGGCCGGGGGCCUGGGCGCCGCCUCCCACGCCCUGCGGACACACGGCUACUGCGCCGCCACCUACGAGAGCCUCUACGGCAACGCGUCGCCCGAUUAUAACAGCUCGGAAUACGACGGGCCUCUCAGCCCCCCGCUCUGCCUCAAUGGCAAUUUCUCGCUGAAGCAGGACUCCUCCCCGGACCACGAGAAGAACUAUCACUAUUCCGUGCACUACUCGGCCCUGCCCGGCUCCCGGCCGGGCGGCCCGGGCCUGGUAUACGGCUCCUCGGCCAUGCGGGCCGGGGUCCACUCGGAAAAUCUCUUGCCUUACGAAGUGCACCUCCACCACGACCGCGCCCCCAUGUACGAGGAACUCAACGCCUUUUUCCAUAACUGAGAGCCGGUGGGGGUGGCGGCGGGGGCCCGGACGCGCCACCCCGACUCUUCCGCCUCUUCUCCUCCGCCUCCCCUGACCUCCCC
Molecule: messenger RNA, 1358 nt
Organism: Ornithorhynchus anatinus (platypus)
Lineage: Eukaryota; Metazoa; Chordata; Mammalia; Monotremata; Ornithorhynchidae
Gene: NEUROD2
Product: neuronal differentiation 2
Exons: 1
Coding region: 124-1275 (383 amino acids)
Biological process (GO): regulation of DNA-templated transcription; nervous system development
Molecular function (GO): protein dimerization activity
Source: RefSeq, a predicted model, not a curated record